UUGUAAAUCGAAUAAAUCUUCCAUAAGGAAGAAAGGGAAAGCCUCAAAAGUUAGCUAUGUCUUCUCUUCUCAUCUGUCAAAGUCUGAGAUGCGUGUACUAAGAGGUUAGGGCUGUACUCCAGGAUCAGAUAAAAACACCGGACAUCAUGGGGGUGAGCACAACAGCUUCAUUUGGUCUUGCCAUCUUGUGCUCUGUGCUGGUGUUCUCAGGCCUGCAGAUGUACAAGACUCACCUUGGAUCCACUCGGCUUAUGACAUUGGUUGCAGGAUAUAUAGCUUCAUGGCUUUUCAUAUUCAUGUUGACUGCUCUGAGCAACCUUGAAAACAUCAUGUUUGGGAAAGGCUUCCAGGCUCGUGUCAUUCCUGAAGUGGCGUUGUGUUUAAUACUAGCUUGUUCUGCAGCAGGCAUGGUCCACAGAGUGUCUGUCACUGUCUGUUUACUGUGCUCCAUUGUUGGUUUGUAUUACCUCAACAAGAUGAGCCAGUCAGCUUCCACUGCUCCAAGUGUACCUGUAACAGCAAACUCAAAGAAAAAGAAAUUGUAAGGUAUAGAGUUUCAGCAUCUGCCAUACAUUUUCAGAUAGUGUUGGUUUUUUUUAGGGAUUCAAAGAAUUCUUUUAUUAUAUUCCAUUUGUUCUACAGUUUGUCUUGAAGGGAAGCAUUUAUAUUUUGAUAAAUUUUUUUUUUUUCA
This is a messenger RNA of Macrobrachium nipponense, 691 nucleotides long. Its product is annotated as protein KRTCAP2 homolog. The record is from RefSeq and is a predicted model, not a curated record. Lineage: Eukaryota; Metazoa; Arthropoda; Malacostraca; Decapoda; Palaemonidae. The transcript is spliced from 4 exons. The coding region runs from base 147 to 545 and encodes 132 amino acids.